Molecule: messenger RNA, 1309 nt
Organism: Syzygium oleosum
Lineage: Eukaryota; Viridiplantae; Streptophyta; Magnoliopsida; Myrtales; Myrtaceae
Exons: 8
Coding region: 101-928 (275 amino acids)
Biological process (GO): protein phosphorylation
Molecular function (GO): protein serine/threonine kinase activity
Source: RefSeq, a predicted model, not a curated record
UGUCCUGCACAAUUUAGCGCGAACCCCCAGUCCGCGAGACUCCGAUGAAUUCGACUGAAUAGCGAGCGAGCAAGCUCCGGAAGCCGAACACCAAAACCGCAUGUCGGUGCAAGAGCCAUCAUCUUCGUCGCCAUCGAAGGGAACGAAACGGCGGCGGGACGAAGAGGAUGCGGCGGCGGCGGCUGAUGACGCUGAAACCGCCGCAUCUGAAUCUCUAGAGCAGAGUCUGACUUUCAGCGACACGCUGGUGGCGCUUCGCAUGAUGCGAGCUCAAUUCCCUCGCAUCGACAAGGUCUCGGUUCGGCCUUUUGUAUUGCGGUCGCAGUUGUAUAGCAGCGUUGUGGACAGAACUCAGGUGGAUAGAGAGUUAGAGUCUCUGAGAAGGACAAAGGUUUUGCGCAUAUUCAAACUGAAUACUGGACAAGAUGAUCAUGCCAUAAUGUUCUUAGAUGAUUAUUUAAAUCAGAUAGAAAGAGUUGUGAAAAGAAUGGAGGAAAAGAAUGUACAUGAUCUUGAAGUUUUCGAGUGGUUCAAGAUACAUGUAAUUGACAUGAGGCUGGAACCAAACAUUUCACACCAAGACCUUUGUUCUCUUCUGUCACUUGGAGGGAAGGUGAAAGACGAUCAUAUCUCUGUUCUCAUUAAUGGAGGAGUUAUUAUUCGCCAACUUAUUGAUCCAAGCAUGUACUGGUUUGCAAUUCCAAAUGUGGGUUCAUUACUUAAAGGGCUCUCCCAGGGGAGGAAGGAACUCCUUUCUCUAUUAAGCCGUAGGAGGUACAAAGAAAUGAUGUUGGCACCUUUAGAGAAAAAGAGACUUCGACUGUCUCCCCUCGAUAUGAGAUUUCAUCUUCGCGAUCUGAUUGGCUCAGGUCACCUGAAAACUGUUAAGACACCGACUGGCUUAGUCGUCCGGAUUUCAAAGGAAUGAGAUCUGUAGCAGCAUGUUAUCUGCUUUUAUUCCAUCUGGCAAACUUCAUGCUUCACAUUCAGUUGUAGGAUUUGGAAAGAGGUUUGGUUUCUCAAACUGUUGUAGUUUUUCUUAUAUGACUAAAUAAAAGUCGCUCUUAUAUUUGUUCUUUCUGCUUAUGACUGGAUCAAAGGAAGUCCUAAGGUCCACUGAUCUGACAAUAGGCCAAAGAUUCAGAGAGUUGCAUGUCCCAGUACAGAAGCUGUGACAAUGUGAGUGUAUCCUCUUGUAGGUGUUGUGUCACAUUUUUCUUUGUACUGAGGGUCCAGGACUGUUGCAAGAAAUUGAUUUCUUCUUACUGCAUUAUUAUAAAUGCCUCUCUUUUUUCGGAGGAUUGCUACU